Trematomus bernacchii (emerald rockcod) is the source of this 4115-nucleotide messenger RNA. RefSeq names its product xenotropic and polytropic retrovirus receptor 1 homolog. The coding region runs from base 1 to 1980 and encodes 659 amino acids. The record is from RefSeq and is a predicted model, not a curated record. Gene Ontology annotation, molecular function: inositol hexakisphosphate binding. Lineage: Eukaryota; Metazoa; Chordata; Actinopteri; Perciformes; Nototheniidae. Gene Ontology annotation, cellular component: plasma membrane; Golgi apparatus; cytoplasm. The transcript is spliced from 14 exons. Gene Ontology annotation, biological process: phosphate ion transport; cellular response to phosphate starvation.
AUGGAAAUAACAUUCACAGAUGAAGACGCGGUGAAGAGAUACUACGCUAAGUUUGAGGAGCGUUUCUUCCAGACCUGCGAGAAGGAGCUGCUGAAAAUCAACACCUUCUACUCAGAGAAGCUAGCCGAGGCUCAGCGUCGCUCAGCCACGCUGCAGAAUGAGCUGCAGUCGUCUCUGGACGCUCAGCGCGAGAGCAACGCUCCGCCCGGCCUGCGGAGACGUAAGACCAUGUUCCACCUGUCCCAGGAGGAGCGCUGCAAACACCACAACAUCAAGGACCUGAAGCUGGCAUUCAGCGAGUUCUACCUCAGCCUCAUCCUGCUGCAGAACUACCAGAAUCUGAACUUCACGGGUUUCCGUAAGAUCCUGAAGAAGCACGAUAAGAUCCUGGACACCCCCCGCGGGGCCGACUGGCGCGUGGCUCAUGUGGAGGUGGCGCCUUUCUACACCUGCAAGAAGAUCACUCAGCUCAUCUCAGAGACAGAGACUAUCGUGACCACAGAGCUGGAGGGAGGCGACCGUCAGAAGGCCAUGAAGAGGCUCAGAGUUCCUCCUCUGGGGGCGGCUCAGCCCGCUCUGGCCUGGACGACCUUUCGUGUUGGACUUUACUGCGGCUUCUUCAUCAUCCUCGCCAUCGCCUUCAUUCUCUCUGGUGCUGUGUUCGUCCGCUUUGAGAACGUUUGGCCUCUGGUGCGUAUCUACCGCGGCGGCUUCCUGUUGAUCCAGUUCCUCUUCCUGUUGGGCAUCAACACUUACGGAUGGCGGCAGGCCGGAGUCAACCACGUGCUCAUCUUCGAGAUCAACCCCCGAAACAACCUCUCACACCAACACCUGUUCGAGAUUGCGGGUUUCCUGGGAGUGUUGUGGUGCCUCAGCAUCCUCUCCUGCCUCUACUCGGACUACACUUACCUCCCCAUGCAGAUCAACCCGCUCAUCCUCUACGGCUUCAUGCUGCUCUUCCUCAUCAACCCCUUCAAGACCGGAUACUACAAGUCUCGCUUCUGGCUCCUCAAGCUAUUGUUCCGUGUGGUCACGGCUCCGUUCCACCGGGUGGAGUUUGCAGACUUCUGGCUGGCCGACCAGCUGAACUCUCUGGUGUUCGUCCUGAUGGACCUGGAGUAUCUCGUCUGCUACUACAUCUUCGAGCUGCAGUGGAGCAACAGCAGAGGGCUGCUGCCCCGCGACCAGGACUCUGCAGGUCACGUGUGCCACAGCUACUCGUACGGGCUGCGCGCCGUCAUCCAGUGCCUGCCCGCCUGGUUCCGCUUCGUCCAGUGUUUGAGGCGCUACCGAGACACAAAGAGGGCGUUCCCCCACCUGGUGAACGCUGGGAAAUAUUCCACCACCUUCUUCGUCGUCACCUUCGCCGCGCUGUACGCCACGCACAGAGAGCAGGGCCACACGGACGCUGACAUGUUCUUCUACCUGCUGAUCGUGUUCUCCAGCAUCAGCUCGCUCUACACUCUGAUCUGGGAUCUGCGGAUGGACUGGGGUCUGUUCGACCGCGGAGCCGGAGAGAACACCUUCCUGAGGGAGGAGAUCGUUUACCCUCACAAGGCGUACUACUACUGUGCGAUAAUCGAAGAUGUGAUUCUGCGUUUCGCCUGGACGAUCCAGAUCUCCCUCUCCACGACCACCAAGAUCCACUCUGUGGGAGACAUCGUUUCCACCGUGCUCGCCCCCAUGGAGGUCUUCAGGCGCUUCGUGUGGAACUUCUUCCGGCUGGAGAACGAACACCUGAAUAACUGCGGUGAGUUCAGGGCCGUCAGGGACAUCUCGGUGGCUCCUCUGAACGCAGACGACCAGACGCUGCUGGAGCAGAUGAUGGACUCUGAGGAGGGCGUCCGCAACCGCUCCGGGAAGAAGACGUGGAAAAGGUCGUACAGCCUGUCGCUGCGGCGCCCCCUGCUGGGCACAUCACUAUCAAAAAAGGACACAAAGGUGCUAAUCGAAGAUACGGAUGAUGAGGCCUUCAGCUGAGUCAACAUUAGACACACACACACACACACACACACACACACACACACACACACACACACACACACACACAUGAUAUACUUAUAAAGACCUCCUUUAUAGUGAUAGUAGUGACCUUCAGCUAAAACCUUUAAGUAUCUUUGAAUAAUGUACCUCAUUCUACAUCCCUUUGAGUAUCCUCGGUCUUUAUAAGUAUAGAGAAACACACACACACACACACACACACACACACACACACACACACACACACACACACACACACACACACACACACACACACACACACACACUUUAAUGUAGAAACACGUGAAAAUAAACCUGCUGAAGCACAAACACGGUGUAAUAGCUACAGACGGACGAGAAGGGAAACACACACUGCCUGGGAUUGUUUUUUUAAAGGACUUUUUUUAUUUUGAGAUAUUUGUAUUUCUUUAGGUUUUUCCUUUUCUUUUCCUGAAGCUGCAUUGACGACUGUUUACACGCCUUUUUUCUAACGACACUAGGAUCAACAGGGAGAAGUCAAGCCAAUCAAAACACUGGAUAUUAACCUCUAAACACCCGAGGAAGAAACUACAGCAUAUCAAAACCAAUCAACUGCGUUCAGCUUGUUGAUUCUUUUAUACUCCAUCUUUGUUUCUUCUUGAGUUUUAACCUCAGAGUACAAUCACACCCUGGAGGCACUUGCAGGAAAAGUGCAUUUAACACACGAACAAACAACAACUUGUACACAAAAGGUUGCUUCAAACAUGUCUGUGAAGUUGCUUUGUAAUAUAUUUAAUACAUUUUAACAUGCAUUAUUACUCUGUUGUUCUUCUACAUGUGUUGUUUGUACUAGAGAGACUUGUGUCGAGCGUCCGCACGAUGAUUGUCGAUGUGUUUUUUAAACUUCUGAAUGUUUUUCUCCGCCACGUUUUUAAUACGCUCAUAGUUAGACCUCAGAUUGAAGCGACCUGUGAAUCAUCUUAAAGUGCCCGUUAGCUUUUCUUUUGCAUUAACUACCAAAGCUUUAUUUUUAUGAAUGUGUCCAAUCCAUGCAGACUGCACAACGCUCGUUUAUGAUUGUUGUUUUUACUAAUGUACGCAGCUGUAUCGUUGGAAAUCCCAGUAAUAUGAGGAGAAAUGUGUCAAAUAUUAUGUGAUUUACUGCUUUAAAUGUUUAGUUUAAUUGUUAACAUGCCAAUGGUUCACACAUUUGGAGCGCUUUUAUUGAAUUAGUCUGAUUAAUGAAGGUUUAAAUAGCCGACCAAGGCAAGCUAGCUUUGUUAGCAUCAGCUAUCAAGGUUAGCUAGCAUAAGUUAGCUAGCCUUGUUAGCAAUUACAUUGAAAUGUUAUCCCUAAUUUCCCCAAAAUGAAUCUUCAAAGUGUGACAUGACAGAAAAGAGCCAUUUGUAUAUUAAGACUGUAGUGUGUGUUGCCAGAAUGGGCUACUUUUUUAUUUAAUUAUGCGUAUUAAAAAAACGUUUUUGGGAAGCUAAUGCUAAUUACGGCUAAUUUGUGUAGCACAUGGGUGGUUGGCUCCAACAAAACGUACCUCUAUAACUAAAAUAAAUUCACCCAAUUCGAUUUUAAACAAAAUGCACAUGCACAAUAUUCCCAGCCAAUAUUUGAAACAAAACAAUGUGGUUAAUAUUUUGAGGAUUUGGCAACUUUGAGGCUCUUUUUCAAUACAUUCGGUUGCAAUCCAAUCUCUCAUUAACAGUAAAAUAUGUAAAAACUGUAACACGUUUUCACCACAUCAUGUUGUUUGUUUGUUUGUCGCUAAUGUUCACUCAUGUUAGCACUUUUAAACAAUUUUAAGUCUUGUUAAAUGUUAGAUUAAAGAUAAGGAACCAGGAGAAACGUGCUGUACAUCUGAUAUCCAUUAUUAGCCCCUAUAAGUUAUUUUUAAACCAGCAGCUCAAACGUAAAGAGCUGUUUCUUAUCAUUUCAAAGUGUUUUCCUGCUAUCUGGCUAAAGAUGCUAAUUUAAAUGCUGUUUGACUUCCUGUUUGACCCCCCCCCCCCCAGCUGCAGCACAACAAUACUUCUGUUUGUAAAAAACUGAACAGCUUCUGUGUGCAAAGAGCCAGAAAAAUAUGUAAAAAAUGUAGAAGAAGGGUCAUUAUAACACACUGCACACACACACCAUGACACACACAC